This is a messenger RNA of Adineta steineri, 1413 nucleotides long. NCBI's taxonomy places the organism in Eukaryota, Metazoa, Rotifera, Eurotatoria, Adinetida, Adinetidae. The record is from the annotation of a GenBank genome assembly.
AUGCUUAUUCGUUCGUUUCGUAUACGUUUUAUAAUUAUACGUAGUUGUAUUAUUUCAUUAAUUAUUAUAUUAUUUUUUCAAAUUAUUACAUUUCUUAAAAAUGAAAAUAUUCAUUUACAAGAUAUUAAUAUAUGGAAUAAAGAAUAUAGAUUAGAAAAAUAUUUUUGGAAAAAUUUAUUAAAUGAAGAUAAAGAUUUAACAGAUGAACAACGAAUUAAAAAAAUUGAAUUGAUUAAAAAACAAAAUACAAUUAAAGAAUUUAAUUGGACAAAUAUAUUUUUUGAUAGUUACACAAGAAAAUUAAAUAAAGUUUAUGAAAAAAAUAUUGAAACGACAUAUAAAUAUCGAUUUAAAGAUAGACAACCAAAUGUUUCUCAAGAAAUUUAUGAAGUAUUUGAAGAAACUCUAGUAUUUGAACGUCCAAAAUUUUGUUCAUCAUCUCGUGUAUUUCAUCCACAAUGUCCGUAUUCAAAUUGUCAAUGGAGUUGUGAGAAACCAUCUAUGAAUGAUAAAAAUAUUCGUCGAGCAAGUGUCUUUCAUCAUGUUGAUAUGAAUGAAACUGAAAUGCAUCGAAAACUUCAACAUCGUUCAUAUACAGAUAUAUGGAUAUUAUGGAUUGAUGAAGCAAAUCGUUCAAUAAGUCAUUUAAAUCAAUAUAAUUUUAAUUGGACAUUAAGUUAUCGACAAGAUUCCGAAGUUUCAAUUGGUACUUAUGGUGUUUUAAUACCACAAGAUAAAAAUAAAUUUUUUUCGAAUGAUAAUCUAUAUAAUAAUUCAAAUUUUCUUCAAUUAUUUAUUAAUCGAAAUAUUCCUAUACCUGACAUGACUAUUGAAAAUCGUAUUUUAUUUAAUUAUCGUUAUCGUCAUAAACAUGCUCUUUGGUAUGUUUCAAAUUGUGGUCCUAAACGUCGUCUAAAAUAUUAUACCGAAUUAAAAAAUUACUAUCCAAUUAAAGCAUUUGGAUCUUGUGUAGAAAAUAAAUGUGAUAAAAAUAAACAAUGUGAAGGUGAACAAUCUUAUUUAGCAUUAUUUUAUUUAUCAUUUGAAUCUCAAACAUGUAAAGAUUAUAUAACAGAAAAAUUUUGGCGUGCACUUUAUUAUGGAAUGAUACCUAUUGUUUUAGGACCAUCAAAACAAUCUUAUUUAGAUUUAGGUAUACCACAAUCAGCAUUUAUUCAUGUUGAUGAUUUUCCAUCGGCUAAAGUACUUGCAAGUUAUUUACAUAGAAUUUCCAAUGAUUAUUUUCUUUAUAGAAAAUAUUUUCAAUGGUUAAAUCAAUAUGAAGCAUUUUUUGAUAUCAAUGUUCUUGAACCAAUUCGUAUGUGUGAAUUAUGUAUGAGAUUAAAUAUGCAAGAAUAUCAAGAACAUAGUUAUUAUAGAAAUAUUCAUGAAUGGCAUAGAAUCUCAUGUUAA